This is a messenger RNA of Tyto alba (common barn owl), 6435 nucleotides long. RefSeq names its product cilia and flagella associated protein 74 (gene CFAP74). Lineage: Eukaryota; Metazoa; Chordata; Aves; Strigiformes; Tytonidae. The transcript is spliced from 44 exons. Bases 866 to 5989 code for a protein of 1707 amino acids. The record is from RefSeq and is a predicted model, not a curated record.
CGACUCACCUGGAGCCAAUCCUUAAAAAGGAUCCCGCCCACCCGCGACCAAUCAUGGGUCGAGAACCGUUACCUGUGAGGGGGGGAGUAGGAGCGGUUCAACCAAUCCAAAGCUAGCGAGGGGGCGGUAGGGGAACACCUGCAUCCAAUGGGAGGAGCAAGCGCCGAGCGCGCCGGCUGAGGGGGCAGGUGCGGAGGGCAGGGACGGGCCGCCCCCCCCCUUUGCCCUCAAGGAGCCGCUGCCGUCCUUUGCCAGGGGCUUUCGGCGCUUUGUGGUACCGGCGCAGCGGGUAGAGGCCCCAAGCUUGAGAGGAGAGGAGGGGCAGGCGCGGCCGGUACCGCGCUGUGGGGGCAGCGAGCUGGCGCCUCCACCCUCCUCGGAGCGCGCUGGAGAGGCAAUGGCAGGGCAUUACACUUUUAUCUUCUAUUAAACCAUCCUCUGCUUAAUAAAAAGUUGUAAUAUUGCUGUCCAGUACACCAAGAUUUGAAGAGCUGACAGGCUCCUACAGGUUAGGGGGAACCAUUUUCACUUCAAGCUGAACUUCAGCAUAACCAAGAGACAGAAACAAAUUUCAUCUUGUCAUCUUCAUUCAUCCUGCUUAAAAUCUGCCAAAGUGGGGUGCCUAGCUGACUGAAUGGCAACAUGGUCAUGUAUACUGACACUGCUCUGGAAGUCAUUCCCAAGUCUAAAGCUGCAGAAGACAGAUUUUUAUUCACACUCUGAUUCUGUACACAUCUCAUUUCAGGACCAUUGCAUUCUACGAAUGUGAAGUGAUCUGGGGGAGAAGCAUCAAUCAACUUGGACAGCACAUCUUUAAAGGGCUUGUCAGGAAAGUGAGCUUGCUCAUUUUGAAAGAACUAUCAGUAUGGAAGAUAAUGAGAUCAGUUAUAGUAAGGAAGAGGAGCAAAAAUCUCUUCUACCAUUUCUGGAAGAGGAAGAAAAAGACAAAGCUGGUCGGUUCUCUAAUGUGGAAGAACACUGGGAAGAAUACAAGCUUGAAGAAGAGCUGGCUGCUGGUGGCAAGGUGGCAAACAAGGAUGUUUCUGAAGGAGUUGGAGACAAAUCUGAUUUUAGCAUAACAUCAGGAGCUGCUGGAAAAAGAGAAGUUUGUCUACUGAAGAGUAUCAGUGUUGGACUGAAAAACUUGGAACACUGUUUGGGCGAUGUUAAUAAUAUUCAGGCUAUGAAGUAUACAGAUAGAAUUUGCAUAUUAACCUUACAGAGGAACCUAAAAGAGCUCAGUGACCUAGCCAAAGAAAAGGAACUUGCAGUCCAAAAGGCCAGAGACAAGCUGAGUACCUGUCAGCUGCGGAUCAAGAUGCUAGCAAAGCAGCUGGAUUAUGUAGACAUUGAAAUGGAGAAAGAGGAGGAGGCUGGCAAUGUUGCAGCUUUGUCCCGCCUUCAGGCAGUGCACAGACGACUGUGCACUGAACUGGAGAAGGAGAAGGAUUUUGAGUUGACAAUUGCUUUGGCACUAGAAGACAACAUGCUUGAGAUGUGGCAUAUAGAAACUGAGCAGGGAAAAUAUGAAAUCCUCCAUGAACAACUUGAAAAGGCUGAGGAGGAGCUAGAGAUGCAAUACCAAGAACGAGCAGAAGUGCGGAUUUGGAAGGAAAAAAUAGCAGCACUGCAAGCAGAAGAAAAUCGUCGGGCUAGAGAAAAAAAAGAGGAGGAAGCCCAUAAAGAAUAUGAAGAAAUGCAUAAAAAAAUACUUGAAGAUGCCAAAAGGAACCAUGAAAAAGCAGUCUCGUUCCUGAGAAAAAGCAUAGCAAGAAUUCAUGAAAAAAAUGCAAAGGAAGAAGUGAAAACUCAGGAGCAUAUGGAGAGAAGGAUACAAGCUGUGCUUUCCCUGAAAAACAGCAUAACUUCCAAUAGGGAAAAACUCCAAGCUCUCCAGGCUUGGAAAAAAGCAAUGGCCUUUGAGGCAAAGAAGCAGGAGAUGAAAAUCAGGGAAGCUAUCCUAGCAGAAGGAGGCAAUGUUGCCAAGGAAAUUUUUCUCCAUAAGCGACUGCUAGAGCAUGAAAAAGAGAAACAAGCUGCUAGAGAACAGCAAAAAUCAAGAAAAAUUGAGAUUGUAUCGCGAAUUUUGAAAGAAAAAGCUGCUAUUCACAAGCAGAAAAAAAGUCAGCCCUGUACUAAGUCAAUUAAGGGUGGUGGUAAACUUGAGGGGUCUUUCCGGUGGAGAAUGAAAACAUGGCAGUAUAUUGAGAAGACCUGCAAACAUUCAGCUGGAGCAAUAUCACAGUCAUGGUGCUCUUCAUCAGCUGGUUCUUCAGCUAGUGAGACAACUGCUUCUGUAGGAGAGAUUUCUGAAAAAAUACCCCACGAUGUGCUCUGUGAAAGUGAUGAAGAUGGGAAAGAGGGAUAUGAGACCCUAAUAGAACCAGAGUUCCCAGGACUUUGGAGUCAGGAAUGUGACUUGCACAAGGUAUCCAGAGAAGAAAUGGAUCCAAAAGUGAAAAAAGACAUUUUUGAGAAAAAAAUGGAAGAGUACCGAACUGGAAUUUUUCACAAACAAAUAGUGUCUGGUCAUGAACGUAAGGGAUGUACUUUCUAUAGUAAACCAAGGUGCAUUCAUUUCAAGGAUUUUGAUGUUGGCCAAAUCUACAAAAAGAAGAUAGUUUUGAUAAAUGCAUCCUCCAGUGUUAAUUUCUGCAGACUAGUGGGAAUCAGUGAAUGGCUCAAGGACUUCAUCAGUGUUCAUUUUGACCCACCUGGCAAAAUGCCUGCUGGAAUGUCCUGUGAAAUGGUGGUAACCUUUAAACCAAUGAUAAAUGAACCUCUGGAAGGAGAAGUCAUGUUUAUGGCACAGACAGGUUCUUUUUCUGUUCCAUUGAAAUGUACAGCCAAGAGAUGCAUUCUGGCACUAGAUAAAGAGCUCAUUGACUUCGGCAGCCAUGUGGUGGGAGAGACAAUUUCACGCACCAUCAACUUGACAAACAGUGGAGCUUUGGGAACAAGAUUCAAAGUUCAGAUGUCAGCAGGUGACAAUAGAACACGCAGAGCAACAGCAAAAUCUUCUCCUGGAAGAGUGGUUACUCAACAUUUCAGCGACUGUGCCCCUGAAAAGAAAGUCAGCAAUAAUCCUGUGGCAUCUGUGGUAGAAAAGAAGGAACAAGUUUGUCCUGACCAUAGUGAAGAAGUGACCUGCUGUGUGGCUCAGGUGGAGCAGCAGAGGACUGAGACAAGCCUGAGCAGUAGAUCCACAGAACAACUUGGUCAAGACGUAUUAAAUUCCAGAUCAGAUCUAGACACAGACAAUGCACAUAAUUUAGUGGAACUUUCUCCUGAAGAAACACCAGUUGAAAUUAUGCUUGGAAAGGUUACUGAAGGUGAAAUUGGACCCUUCAGCUCAGUCAAGCUUCAGGUUAUAUUUGUCCCAGCUAUCCCUGGGGAUGUGCGGGCAGAGUUUGUGAUCAUGUUUGACCAUUCAGACUGCGAACCAUUGUGCUUUAGUGCCAUUGGAGUUUCGAUUGAUGUGCCGGUUUGGGUGCCCAAUCCCAAUGUUGAUUUAAAGAUCUGUAUGUAUGACCGACUUUAUCAGGAUUGUGUUGUUGUUCGAAGCAGAGCAAAAGUCGCAUUGCGUUUGAAGUUUGAAGUAUGCAAAGAAUUGAGUAAGCACGUGGAGCUACUUCCAAAAACAAGUUACAUUCAAGCUCAGUCAUCCUUCAGUGUGCAACUGAAGUUUCUGCCCAGGCACUCUCUUCCUGAAGAUGCAGGGAGAUAUUUUAAUGAAGAGACAGAAGUUCUGGAAGUUCCAAUGACAAUACUAAUUGUGGAAAAGGCUAAAAAAGUUAAUUUUACUGUCCAUGCAAUUGUUACUACUUCAGAUCUGGAAAUCAGUCCAGCACAAAUCAAUUUUGGAUACUGCACAAUCUAUGAAGCUGUACAGGCCAAUGUUGUGCUAACAAACAAAUCCAUCUUGCCACAAGAGUUUGGAUUUGUGGGGCUUCCAGAGUUUGUUGAAAUUCAACCUAAUGAUGGACUUGGAAUUCUUCUUCCCCUUGAAAGCCUGACACUGGACAUAAUCUUUAAAGCUAAUAAGGCAAAAGAAUACAGCUUUGAACUAACCUGCAAGUCAGAGAUUAACAGACAAUUCAAGCUGUCAUGCAAAGCAGUUGGAGUCCACCCACCUCUUGAAUUGUCUCAUUCCUUAGUUCAGUUUGCUGCAACAGCUUUAAAUGGUGUGUCUACAGCAACACUGUAUGUGAUGAAUACCCACGUGAGUGUCAACCACUUGACUCACACUGUCCCAAGAAUUGGCAAUGGGGAAGCUGCCCCCGUUGGACCCACUUCGUUUGAAUUCCAUGUGCCAGAGGACUGUCCAGUGACAAUUACCCCUUCUGUUGGAACUGUGUUGCCUGGGAAGAAAAGCUUGAUUCAAGUGUCCUUCAGACCAGCACUGUCGGAUCAGCUAAUCAGAGAAGAGGCAGAUCGGAGGCUUUGGAGAGCAGCUGCGACAGGGGCAGAAAUACAAAAAAGGAAGAAAGAUGAAAAAAAAGAGGGAAAGAAAUCAAACAUUUCCAUUACCAGGCAGCAGUCUUCCAAACAGCUUGUAGGGGAUGGAGGCAGUAAGCACCUGACCUCUCUGUGUAGUUCUGAACAACCAAACUCCAAGGAGUUAAAGCCCGAUUCUGAUGCUUAUAUGGCAGCCCAGGCUUUCCUGCUGAGGAAUUUCAGUGGGAGGUUUGAAAAAUACAUCAUACCAUGCUUUGUUGCAAGUGGCUGUAUCGAUGAAAUGAACGGCUCUGAAAACCUAAGCUGCAGCCCUUACAACACUUUGUAUCUGGAGUUGCACUGUCCAGCUGUAGCACCAUCUGUUGUGGUGACUUCAGAUAAUGGAGAAAACACAGUCAAUUUUGGUGAUGUUGCAGUAGGCCACAGAACAUUUAAGCGAAUUACAAUACAAAAUAUCGCCCCGGAGAAGAUGGAACUAGGAUUCUCAGUUCUGAAUCCCAAUGGUCCCUUCCUGUUGGUCAGACCAGUUGGAAUGCUUGAGCCAGGUGAAAGUAAAACCCUCAUCAUCUCUUUUUCUCCAAAUGAGAAUAAAUGGUUUUUUGGAGCGCUGGACAUCCGGACGGCAAAAACCAAUCUAACCCUCAGGAUCAGUGGUCACGGGGUGACACCAUCAAUUGUUUGCUCUGUGGAAGAAGUACUCGAUAUGGGAUACGUCAUAGCCAGAGAGAAGGUGACUUCCACGUUCAAGAUACAGAACACUUCCACGCUGACCCUGCGAUACUCCAUGCAACUAGAUUCACUUUCACCAACAAGGCACAAAGAUCAGCAGAGACUUCCAUCCUUUAUUACGUCCCCUUCGCAAAGAACAGAGUUUGUUGGAACACAGAACUACAAUGGCUUAAGUGUGUUCAGCAUCUUUCCAGCAGAAGGAGAAAUGGGUGCUGGAAAGAGUCAGGAUUUUACUGUUACUUUCAGUCCUGAUCAUGAAAGUCUGUACUAUUCUGACCGCCUCAAGGUUGUGCUCUUUGGCAAGCACACCGCCCGCGUGACGCGCCUGAAGGGCGCAGCCAGAGAGCACCUGAUGUUUGUGGAGGGGGGGGUUCCCCUCGACGUGCCUGUGGAGUCCCUGGCUGUGACGUCACCCGUGUCCGCGCGGGAAUUGCCAGCAGGAGAGCUGCAAGAACCAGUGAAGUCCAUUCUCCUCGUUCUGGAGUACAGCGAGGGGCAGAGUGCACCGGCGACGGCAGAACUGAUUGUUGGAGCAAUCCAGACAGCUCAGUUCGCAUCCAAGAAGGGCGCGGAGCAGUUCCGCCUGGCCGAGGCGCCGCAGCUGCUGCGGGCCGGGUUCGCGCUCGACGCCACCGCGGGGACGCCGGAGCGAGGCCGCACGCGCCGCAUCGCCGUCUGCUGGGCGCCCCCUGCCGGCCCGGGGGCUGAUGACCCUCUGCUUGUGACAAGCCUCCUGACCGUAAAAGGUGACAUUACAGAAUCCUACCGAAUCCUCUUCAUGGCAAGAGUUGUGUCUGAGUGAGGGAACCCAGCUGAAUGGCAGACGGAGGCUCGUGUUCCCGGGGAAUCAGUGGAGCUCAACUGAAACAUGGAAGGAAUUUGAGACUGGCAAAUAUGUGAGGGGAGCAAGGAAGUGGGAAGGAAGGUGACAUGUAAUAUUUCUGCUUUUUUGUCAAAAAAUUCCAUGUAAACUCUGGUUCCACUAGUUUCAUUUUCAAGCUGACUCUGACAGUAUUCUUGGGGUAGAGGAAAGAAUGAAAGAGGGGCCCAGGUAGAUACAUCUGCUGUUAAUCCCAGUGUCUUCCAAAGGUGGGCCUUCCCUCGGGAGUGAUGUCUCAUAUCUACAUGGGUGAGAUUCAAGCAACAUCUCUUUUGCUAAUUUCAGAUGCAUUUUAAUGGAUUUGGAAAAUCCUUGACUUUUUCCCUUUUAGAACCAGAAUAAAGCUUCUUAUUCAAGUCUCCUCCAAA